Messenger RNA from Danio rerio (zebrafish), 1417 nucleotides. RefSeq names its product follistatin-like 3 (secreted glycoprotein) (gene fstl3). Gene Ontology annotation, molecular function: serine-type endopeptidase inhibitor activity. Gene Ontology annotation, cellular component: extracellular region. The record is from RefSeq and is marked provisional. Lineage: Eukaryota; Metazoa; Chordata; Actinopteri; Cypriniformes; Danionidae.
CCACGUCCCAGUCUGCAGACUUCUUAUCAGUACAAGUACUUCAGAGGAAAGCCGCUGGUUCCUUCAAACAUCUGUGUUAAAGAAGCUUUCGGCAGCAUCAUGAACGUUUUGGCUGUCCUGCACUGUGUGAUACUUAUUUCAGUUUGUGAAAUACUUGGAGAACAUCGAACGAGCGCUGGCAUGUGCUGGUUGCAGCAGGGUCCGGAGCACCGCUGUGACAUGGUGCUCAUGAGGGGUGUGAGCAGGGAAGAGUGCUGUGCUGCUGGCCGUCUGGACACUGCCUGGUCCAAUGCUAGUCUGCCCAUCAAUGAAGUCAGCCUGCUGGGAUUCCUGGGAAUAGUUUCCUGUAAGCCGUGUAAAGAGAACUGUGAAGGAGUGAACUGUGGCCUUGGAAAGGUGUGUAGAAUGAAGUCAGGACGCCCACAGUGCGUUUGCUCUCCAGACUGUUCCAACAUCUCCACUAAACACGCAGUGUGUGGGAGCGAUGGGAAUUCCUACAAAGACGAGUGCGCGCUCCUGAUGGCUCGCUGCAAAGGUCAUCCUGACCUGGAGAUAAUGUACCAGGGGGAAUGCAAAAAGUCCUGCUCAAAUGUGGUAUGUCCUGGUACUCAUACCUGUGUGACGGACCAGACUAACAGUGCCCACUGUGUCAUGUGCCGCACUGCACCUUGUCCGAUGCCCAUGAUCACCGAGCAAACCAUCUGCGGCAAUGAUAACAUCACUUACCAAAGUGCUUGCCACCUGCGUAGGGCAACCUGCUUUUUGGGUCGAUCCAUAGGAGUUCGCCACUAUGGACACUGCAGAAGUAAUGAAGCAAGUGAGGAAAAUUCACUCUUCUGAGGAUGUCAAGACAGAUCCUCUCCUUGUAUAUAUUAUGAUGGCACAUAAGACGUGAGAGAACCUGUUUGAAACCAUAUCACAACACGGUCCUCUGUACCAAAGAACCACUAGUAUUUUAUAGGCAUGCAAUUCAAUACUUAAAGGAAACGUGUGGUUUUUAACAGGAGAAUUGAACUGAUGAAUUGACAGUGUGCAUAUUGUAAAUAUACUACAAGCUACUAUUUAUUGGAGAAAAGUUAGGAAGUCGGUGUUAUUUAUGUGUUAACACGUUUGAGACACCAUAUAUUCGUACAUCAGCUGCCUUUCUCUAUGUAUUUAUUGUGGGUUUUGCUUCAGUUUUCAUGUAUUUGUCAGAACUGAAUAAUGUAAACGUGCACGACAGGGUUUCCGUACCUUUGAAUCCUCAUAAUUACUGAACAGAAAUGACUAAAACAUUUUUUUUGUUUUCACAAAGAGCUAUUUCUUGCCAAAUAAAUGUUUUUUUACAUUACAUUUUAUGGUAUUUAUAUUAUUUUUGUACUAAAUGUAUUAUAUUAUUUUAUGUUUUUAUUUAAAUGAUAAUAAAUAAUAAUUCACA